AUGGCAUUUGCCAGCGAUGCCUUUGUGUGGCGGCCGGUGUCUAUGCCUGCUCAACUAGCAGAUGUCCGCACACAUGCAAUUCGACCGUCAAGAGGUGUGAGAAUGUCCAAGGAAAGUCGUGGAGUUCGGACAGCGAGGGCUUCUUAUCCGGACCUUUCAUGUGACCUUUCAUGGGGUGAAGUCGCCGCAUCUGUGCUCGCAGGCAUUGCCUGUGCAACCGCCGUCUCGGAAUCCAAGGGUCUCAAACGCCCACAGAACGACCGGGUGACUUUCGCGCCGAGUUGGCGGGAAUUUCGGGCACGCCUGGUGCAGAAGGAGCGAUCAGAGUCAAGCGGCAAAGGUGCACGACGAAAGCCAAGUGAGAGUACCGGGUGGAUGCAUUCUACGACUCUCAUCGAGAAAGGCUCAGUGCUGAUAUCUCGUACAGGGGACCAGUUCACCUUGGAUCAGCAAUACUUCUUGAACGCAGUCGUUCUGAUCUUGAAAAGGGACGAGGGCGGGGACGUUGGUGUGAUCUUGAACCGCCCAUCGGACUGGACCGCAGAAGACUUGGGUGUGCCCAAGCCCAAUGCCCUGAAGGAGGCAGACCUCCAGUUGCGAAAGCUGCUUGCCACCCUCGGUGGCACUGUGGUGGAGGAGCAGCCAUGGAAAGUCUCCUUUGGUGGACCCAUGCAUUCGGCACGGGAUGCGGAGCAAGAGCAGCCCACGCUGCUUUGCUUGUACCGCUGCGACUCCGACCGUGAUCGCGCAGGAGAGGAGAUCAUCCCAGGCCUCAACUGGCUCCCCUUCAGCCGGGCGAGAGAGAUGGUGGCAACAGGAGCUGCGAGGCAGGAGGACUUCCUUUUGCUCUCAGGCUAUUGUGGUUGGCGCCGUGGUCAGCUUCAGCAGGAGUUGAAUGUGGGCCGCAGCUGGUUGCUGGCUGCGGCGGAUCCUCAGGCUCUCUUUCCCGGCGGAUCUCUCCCGGCAAGUUGCCUUGACCUGGGCAUGAGCCGCUGGGAGCGUCUGCACGAAAGGCUUUUUGACUUCGCCUCCAUGGAUGGCGAUGGCAAGACCGCCACUGCGGCGCUGAAGCGGUGGAUGACCGACCUCCGACCAGCUUUGCUCAAUCCAUCGCUCCCGGUAUCGGAUCUUCAGCCUCAGAUGCUCAGAAACCUUACGGCCGGCCGCCUCCUGCGUGGUUCCUCCUCCCAUUGGAUCCUGGGUGGACCUAUUGAUCAGAGGCCGGCCAAGGCGGCCGGCACCCAGCCGCCAGCACAGUACCUGCAUAAGGCCGUGCUGCUCGUCCUGGCAGAUGUUACGCCCAAUGAGCCUUCCGUGGUGGUGCUCCUCACCGGCCCAAAGAUCGGAGAGCUGCCCAAGGGCAAAGGCGACGUGUUUUUCGGAGGGUGGGCGCAGCCAAAGAAGACGCAUGAGGUGCUGCAAGUUCCCGGUGGCUACAUCUGGGGCCAGCUGACCUUCCCUCCGGGCAGGUUGGAGGAGCUGCUGGACUUGGGUGCAGUGGAAGAGGUGCAUGGAUUGAGCCUGAACGAGGUUCUCGAAGUUCCCCCGGCACUUCGUUGGGCCACGGCGGGGGGAUGUAUUGACAGCAUCAACGAAGCAUCAGCUGCACUACUGGGGAAUGCCCAGCAGAAGCACUGGUACCGACAGUACCUGGGAAUAGCUGUAGAAGAGCUCCGGGACUGA
This is a messenger RNA of Symbiodinium sp. CCMP2456, 1683 nucleotides long. NCBI's taxonomy places the organism in Eukaryota, Dinophyceae, Suessiales, Symbiodiniaceae. The record is from the annotation of a GenBank genome assembly.